AAGACUGCUUAUUGUCAGCCGAUCUAGGCUUUUAAACAAUUUAAGUAGUAUGCGAUAAGAUUUUCAUGUCAAUUACUAACUAGUUUAUAUAUGUGAAUAUAUGCAAAGAAUUGACAUUGCAGCACAUAAUUAAGAUAACUACUAUAAAUCAAAAUAUGUCAAGAACAAGAUAAUUUCUUGAGUAGUUUAAGAACUAGCAGUUUAUUUAAGCACUUUGAAUAUUAGGUGUUAUCAGUCAUUCCAACUGCGCAGUCCACUGUGUUCUUUGGUCAUACACGCACUAACUCUAUUCUUAUAAAAUAAACAACAAUCUUUAACAAAUAAAUACACUGAAAGCAUUGCAUAAUAAUAUAUUUAUUACAAGAUUCGAUUACGUAGGUAUUUGUAAAUAUUUUGUUGUUUUUAACACGAACUUUACAUCAGCCGACGACUAGGGUUAUCAAUAAUCACCCAGUGGGGUCAAAUUAUCAUCGUACUGUUUACUUGCCAAUAAACUACAGUUCAGUCGCAGUUUCGAUUUACAGCGAGUCGGUAUUCGAUUAUUGAAUUUAAAAUAUUCGCGGAAAAUGCCUGACGCUUUUGAGAUAGCUUAUCCCCUGUCACCAUCGGUGAGUCCGCAAGACAUUCGCGCACGCGCAAACUCGUCUUCGAAGAGUAAACGACCCGUAAUUAAAUUUUUCGCGGGCGAUGAAACUCUAGAGAUACCUGACAAGUCAGUUGCUGGCAUUGAUAAACCAUUGUCCAGAGUAGACCGAAGCGAACUUGAAUUGGAUAGUUUCGCUGAGUCUCUAACCACGAUGCAUAGUGCUUGGUUCGAUAAGAGAGUGCUCGAGCACAGAAUUUUCGUUAACAGAUCGUUGCAUUUAGAAAAUGUUAAAUUUUACGGUUUUGAUAUGGACUAUACAUUGGCCGAAUACAAAUCGCCACAGUACGAAACAUUAGGAUUCAAUUUAACCAAAGAAAGAUUAGUAGUCAAAGGAUAUCCAAGAGAGAUAUUAGAAUUCGAAUAUGACCCUUCGUUUCCAGUGAGAGGUCUCUGGUUUGAUACGUUAUAUGGAAAUUUGCUCAAAGUCGAUGCCUACGGGAAUAUUUUAGUGUGUGUACAUGGAUUUGAAUUUUUAAAACAUUCACAGGUAUACGAAUUAUAUCCGAAUAAAUUCUUGACUUUAGAUGAAUCGAGGGUUUACGUUCUGAACACUUUGUUUAACCUGCCGGAAACCUAUCUGAUUGCGUGCCUCAUAGAUUUCUUCACGAAUUCACCCCAAUAUACGAGAGUUAAGACGGGAGUGAGAUGCGGCGACCUAGCUAUGUCCUUCAAAUCAAUCUUCCAAGAUGUGCGAAAUGCCGUCGACUACGUUCACAUACACGGCGAUCUCAAGAAGAAAACAACGGAAAACUUAGAUUUGUACCUGAAGAAAGACGAAAGACUGCCAAUGUUCUUGUCUAGGAUAAGAGAAAGCGGAGCUAGACUGUUUAUACUAACUAAUAGCGAUUACAAUUUCACUGAUAAAAUCAUGAAUUACCUAUUCGAUUUCCCGCACGGUGCUAAGGUCGGUGAGCCCCACCGGAACUGGAAGACUUAUUUCGACUGGAUCGUAGUGGACGCUAAGAAGCCUCUGUUCUUCGGCGAGGGAACCACUCUAAGGCAGGUCGACACUCGCACCGGCGCUCUGAAGAUGGGACAUCACGUAGGACCACUGCACGAGGGAUCCGUCUAUUCAGGAGGCUCGUGUGACGUAUUCACGGAGCUGAUCAGCGCCAAAGGCAAAGACGUUUUGUACAUCGGCGAUCACAUAUUCGGGGACAUCCUCAAAUCGAAGAAAAUCGGCGGCUGGCGAACCUUCCUCGUUGUGCCCGAAUUGGUUCAGGAGCUCCACGUGUGGACCGACAAGUGCCAGUUGUUCGCGCAGCUGCAGACCCUCGACGUUCAGCUCGGCGAUAUGUACAAAGACUUGGAUUCGAGUACAAAAGAGAAACCGGAUAUAUCCAAGCUCCGCAUGUCGAUACGCGACGUGACGCACAAGAUGGAUCUGGCGUACGGCAUGCUCGGCUCGCUAUUCCGUUCCGGUUCGAGACAAACCUUCUUCUCAUCUCAGGUGGUGAGGUACGCCGAUCUGUACGCGGCUUCGUUCCUCAACUUGAUGUACUAUCCGUUCUGCUACAUGUUCCGUGCGCCCGCCAUGCUGAUGCCGCACGAGUCUACGGUGGCGCACGAACAACGGUUCACCCUCGACACGCCGACCAUUGACCGAUCUAGACAUCCAAGCGCACAACGUAGCUAUGGCGUCGUCACUGUAGCGGAGGACACUUCUGAAGAAAACAGCAUCAUCAACGCACAAGAACCCAUUGAUGCCAAAGCAGCAGGAUCCGUGCCCCACGUACGGCCUGAAACACCCCGACAACUCACGCACACACACGACGACGACUGUUCGGACGACGAAGACGUCACAAAGGCGGCGCAACACAAAUAAAAACCGUACCUACCGUGCUAUUUGAAAUAUUGAAUUCGAACUGAAUAAAGAACACACCGAAUUGUGAAAUGAAAUGUUUGACGUUUGAUUAUUUUGAAAUGUUUUCUUCAUGUAACAGAACGCAAAUGGAUCGCAUUUCAUGAAUGCCUUUAUGUUCAUGUUUUUAUAUUUCUUAUACUAGAAGUAUAAGGUCGUUGUAUGAUUUAUUCAAUUAUUUGAUUUAUUAAAUUUUUUGUCAAUUUAUAUCCAAUCAAUAAAUUGAAAUUGACGAUUCACAAUAGUAAAUGAAAAAGUGUAAUUUUUCCGAAGCUAUAUUUGUUCACAUUGUAUUAUUAUAUUCGGUUAAUAAAAUUAUACGUAUAUUUUCAUUGUGAUACUAAAAAUUGAAUCUAUGCAUGGCAUAUGUUAUACUAGAACGGAAAAUUAUAAAAACGUUUAGAGCAUUUUAAUUCAAGGGCUCAUCGAAGUGUUAAUUUUUUAUUUUGUUUGUUUUAUUUAGUCUAUUUGUGCUUUUAAAUAUGUCGAGAUUUUAUAACGUUGUUUUAUUAUUAUUAUAGUCAGCAUUCCUAGUAAUUUGUGAUGAUCUGUAAAAAGAUUUUAUGAAAGUGUCGUAAAUUUUUAGGAAUAAGUUGCAAUUUUUAUCUUUCAAAAGAGUCGCGCAAAGUUCUCAUAUGUUCUUCAAUAUGUUAAAUUGAUAAUGUUUCUUACUAUGUAAUGUACUGUAUGAGUAGUCAUUUAACUCACUACAGUUAAAAUGUUCGAUAACAACUAACUUUUUCUUCUACGUAUAUCUCGCUAUUAAAAAUUGUUUUAAGAAAACUUCUAUAUUUAUCUCAAUUUAUUAAUUAUUUAUCUUUUGUUUAUAACUUAAUUUCUGUCAAAUUUCAAGAUUUUAAUUAUAAUAUUGUAACCAAUUGGAAUUCUGUAUAUUUAAUUCAAAUUAUCGGUCCUGCUUGUACUUACAUUCUUUUAAACCGAGGAUAAUCGAAAUAUUCGGCGAUACUUAAUCGAUUAACCAUUUUAAUGAGCAUCAAACCAAAAUAGAUUUCAGUUUCGUAGUAAAUAGGUUGUGUGUAUAGACAACACAGGCUGUGUCAAAUCAAAGCGACAUUUAAAAUGCAAUGUUUAACAAUUACAUUUACAUGUACAUAAUUAUGUAAAAAGUUUUCGUGAAAUAUGCAUUUACUAAAACGACAAGUGUUUUGGAUCGCGUAAGUUGACUGAUUUAUUGCUCUUGUUAAUAAUACUUCAACUUAAAUGCACAGCGAUACUAAAAUUUUAUGUAAAACAUACUGUUCAUCAUGCGAGUCUCCUAUUUUAAUUGCGAAUUUGUUGCGGGCUGGAAAAAAGUUAUUUUUAAUAGGCCUUUCUAAUCUUCUUUCUCAGGGAUACGGCUACCUCGAAUCUUUUCCUUUGCACGACUCUCUAAAUGACUGAAGGUUGUGUAUCGAUGCAGAAUAUUAUAAUCGUAGUUAAUUUAUAAGAAAUACGUAUCAAUUAUUUUAUACACAUUGAUAAUAAAGACCAUAGUCAAAAUAAAGUUAGUUAUUUGAAA
Bombyx mori (domestic silkworm) is the source of this 4026-nucleotide messenger RNA. RefSeq names its product cytosolic purine 5'-nucleotidase (gene Nt5b). NCBI's taxonomy places the organism in Eukaryota, Metazoa, Arthropoda, Insecta, Lepidoptera, Bombycidae. Bases 567 to 2471 code for a protein of 634 amino acids. The record is from RefSeq and is a predicted model, not a curated record. Gene Ontology annotation, molecular function: 5'-nucleotidase activity. The transcript has 12 exons.